Penicillium concentricum is the source of this 969-nucleotide messenger RNA. Its product is annotated as rRNA-processing protein RRP15. Bases 1 to 969 code for a protein of 322 amino acids. The transcript has a single exon. Gene Ontology annotation, cellular component: preribosome, large subunit precursor. NCBI's taxonomy places the organism in Eukaryota, Fungi, Ascomycota, Eurotiomycetes, Eurotiales, Aspergillaceae. Gene Ontology annotation, biological process: maturation of LSU-rRNA; maturation of 5.8S rRNA. The record is from RefSeq and is a predicted model, not a curated record.
AUGCCUCCUGUUUCUUCCAAAAAGCGCAAGGUCCUUGAUGGCCUCAAGGGCAACACUGGCCGCAAGAAGAAGUUCGUCAAGCAGAAAUUCUACCACAGCAGCUCCGAGGAUGAAGAAGAUGAGAACUUCAACCCCGUCAACCUUGAAGACUCCGACGCCGAAGAAGGAGGUGUCAAAGUGGCCAAGCCCUCGGCUCUCGAUCUCCGCAUGAAGAAGGCAAAGACACAAAAAGAAGCACAAAAAGAAGCACCCGCACCGGAAUCGAAAAAAUCAGAUGCUAGCGACUCAGACUCCAAUGUCGCCGAGGACAUUGAGCUAGACGAUGCCGACUCCAAUCUUGGCGAGGAGAUCGAGCUGGACGAUGCAGACCUCGAGAAUGACGACGAUGAAAGCGAAGCCUCUGGAUCUGACGGAUCCGACGAAGAUGAUCUUUCCGACUCAUCAACAGCCGGCAAACCCACAGGUGCCAAUCGUGGCCGAGCCGUCCCCAAGCGCAACGACCCUACCGCAUUCUCAACCUCCAUCUCCAAAAUUCUGUCCACAAAACUUCCCACCUCCGCACGGGCUGAUCCCGUUCUCUCGCGAAGCUCGUAUGCCGCGAAGCUGGUGAACGAGGCUGCAGAUGAGAAGCUUGACAACGCCGCACGGGCUAAGAUGCGUGCUGAGAAGAAGGAAGAAAUGGAUCGCGGCCGUAUCCGUGAUGUGAUGGGUAUCAAGCGAGGAAUUGCCGGCCCUGUCGCUGAGGAGGAGAAGCGUGUGCGCAAGAUGGCGCAGCGUGGUGUCGUGAAGCUGUUCAAUGCCGUUCGCGCGGCCCAAGUCCGAGGAGAGGAGGCCGCUAAGGAUGAGCGCAAGAAGGGCACAAUUGGUAUGGGAGAGCGGGAGAAGGCUGCCAACGAGGUCAGCAAGCAAGGAUUCCUUGAAUUGAUCAAUGGAAAGAAGGGAAAGCCUUUGAACAUCGAGGAGGCAUGA